AUGACGGCAUGGGAGGGGCCAGGGUGUAACAACCACGCGGAGCGGUAUGGAGGUUGCGGCUGCUCCGCCACUAGGGGCUAUAAGUUCGUCUACCAGGGCCAGACGACCGCCCUCUACGAUCAGGCCGGCUGCGUUGGGGUCCCGCAAUCCCGAUUCGAUGGCAGCACGGAGGCUGCUUUCCUUUCGGAUGGCAGAGCACCUUUAUCUAG
Messenger RNA from Spirodela intermedia, 209 nucleotides. Lineage: Eukaryota; Viridiplantae; Streptophyta; Magnoliopsida; Alismatales; Araceae. The record is from the annotation of a GenBank genome assembly.